This is a messenger RNA of Acyrthosiphon pisum (pea aphid), 1029 nucleotides long. Its product is annotated as fatty acyl-CoA reductase wat. Gene Ontology annotation, cellular component: peroxisome. Bases 77 to 838 code for a protein of 253 amino acids. Gene Ontology annotation, biological process: long-chain fatty-acyl-CoA metabolic process. The record is from RefSeq and is a predicted model, not a curated record. Gene Ontology annotation, molecular function: alcohol-forming very long-chain fatty acyl-CoA reductase (NADP+) activity. Lineage: Eukaryota; Metazoa; Arthropoda; Insecta; Hemiptera; Aphididae. The transcript is spliced from 4 exons.
AGUAUACAAUUUGUUUUUAUAAUAUUUUAUAGUCGGAUGCACGAAGUCCGAACCGGAACCAGGAUGGUUGGAAAACAUGAACGGACCCACAGGAGUAUUAACAGGUGUCAUGGUCGGAUUCUUGAGAACGAUCAACCUCGCCAUAGACAAAGUAACCGAUAUAAUCCCAGCGGAUUAUACUGCCAACGCACUGAUCAGUGUUAUGUGGGAUACCGUAAUAAGACAUCAAGACUGCGAUUACACAAAAUAUGAACAACCAAAAAUCUUCAAUUACGUUUCAAGCGCUGAUAGCCCGAUAACAUCGAAGGAAUAUAUUGAAGGAACGUCUGAACAUUACUACGAGUCACCACCUUUGCAGUCAAUGUGGUACGGGUUUUUCAUUGUGUACACCAACUUGUGGAUCGGCAUGGUUUUGAAAUUUUUCCUGCACCGGAUACCGGCAGCAUUGGUCGACUUUUUGUUAAUCAUAAGCGGAAAAAGUCCCAAAAUGUUGAAAAUGUAUGCGAAAGCAGAAAAUAUGAUGGGUUUAGUUCGCGUGUUUAGUACGAACCAAUGGAAAUUUGACAACAGCAAUACCGUCAAACUGUUAUCGUCACUAAGCAUAGAAGACCGCGACCGAUUUGAGUUCGGCAUGGUCAAUUUCGACUGGAAAUCAUAUAUAAAAACCUCUUACUACGGGAUUAGAAAACACAUACUAAAAGAAGAAAUUAGUAAUCUGGACAAAGCGAGAUCUAAAAACCGGAAGUUGUUCUGGUUGCAUAAAUUUUGCAUCGUUCUAUUUUUCUAUUUCAUAUUACAAUUGUGUUGGAUGUGUAUAAGAUAUAUAUGUACAUUUUAAAUUAAAUAUAAUAUUAUUAUAAAUGCAUGUGAUAUAUUCAUCGACCCGAUAUUUUUUAAGAAAACAUCAAUAAUUGUUCUGUACUUACUUACUAUUGUAAUUCGCAUAUAAUUACACUAUGGGAAUAUUAUUUAUUUACGUGUAACUAAUGUAUUAUAAUUAUUUAAAAAAAAAAAAAAUCAGUCUUCAUA